Tachysurus fulvidraco (yellow catfish) is the source of this 1825-nucleotide messenger RNA. RefSeq names its product E3 ubiquitin-protein ligase TRIM62-like. NCBI's taxonomy places the organism in Eukaryota, Metazoa, Chordata, Actinopteri, Siluriformes, Bagridae. The transcript has 6 exons. Gene Ontology annotation, molecular function: zinc ion binding; protein binding. The record is from RefSeq and is a predicted model, not a curated record. The coding region runs from base 1 to 1632 and encodes 543 amino acids.
AUGGAGGUUAAAGACCAGGCACUAACAUGUCCCAUCUGUGUGGAUGUCUUUACAAAACCUAUAGGUCUUCCCUGUGGACAUAACUUCUGCCAGUCCUGCAUUCGUAUUGUCUGGAAUGAGGAUGAUGAUGACUCAGAGGUAGGGCUGCGAUUCUGUCCUGAAUGCCAGAUCUUCCUUCCACCUGACCUAAAGCUUGAAAUCAACACAGACCUGGAGCAAAAGGUAAAGCAUGCCAGCACAUGUGGACAUGUGAGUGAAGAGACUGCAUUAAUGCCUUCUUCAGAUAUCACGUGCGAUCAGUGCAUUGAGAGAACGUCAAUGGCUGUGAAAAGUUGUCUGAACUGUGAUGCUUCAUUGUGCUUAGUUCACACUCUGCAUCAUCAGCACAGGGAAAGGCUGAGAGGACACAAACUUAUCGAACUGACCCAAGAUCCGCUUUUCUAUAAGUGUCAGGAGCAUGGAGAGGAGCAGAAGCUGUUUUGCCAGGAUGACCAGGCUGCUGUGUGCUGUCUCUGUGUGGUCUUUGGGACACACAAGGAUCACCGGAUCAUCCAGCUGCAAGAAGCCUGCUCGGAUUUCAAGAAAGCACUGGAGGAAAGAGACACAGCUUUGCUGAAGAACAGACACCAGGCUGAGUGUGCAUUACAAGACCUGCAGCGAUUGGUGUCAGAGACAUCUUCUUUGGCUAACACCUCCAGAGUCAGAAUAGCAGAAACAUACAGCCAAAUAAAAGACUUGAUUGUAAAGGAUCAACAGCUGAUGAUGGAUAUUAUCGAAAUGGAGGAACUUUGCACCAACAAGUGGUUGGACUCUAAGAGAGAGUGUUUGGAGCAACAGAUAACAAAAAUGGAUUCUUUAUUAAGUGAAAGCAAAUCUCUUCUCCAAGAAAAAAAUGAGUUAAAACUUCUCCAGAAUCUCAAAAGGCAAACAUUUUGGGCAAAAUUGAAAACAACAUCACUACCAUCAGUGGACACACAAAUCCACAGGAUGGAAAUUGUACAACAGCUGGCUGAAAGUUUUUAUAAAGCUGUGUUCCAAAUCACUAGGCGACUGUGGGCAAACAUGAAGGCAAUACACUUAGAUGCAGAUACAGCACAUCCUAAUCUGGAAGUUUCUGCAGACCUGCUAGAGGUUUGCUGGAGCAAAAAGAACAUGAAAAAAAGCAAAGACACCGAACACAUCAGCACUGAGUACAGCAUCCUGGCCAAGGAGUCACUCCUCAGUGGCUCUCAUUACUGGGAGACUGCAGUCUGGGAGAAACCGUACUGGCUAAUCGGUCUGUCAUGUGGGCCCAAUAUGCAGGCAGGAGAGAAUGUGACUCCUGACCAUACCUUCAUAAACAAGACAUUCUGCUACAUCUAUCAUGGAAAUGGAAGAUAUCUUGUAUGUAAUGGCUCGGAGGAGACUAUGUUAGCAGUUGAAAAGAAGAUUCAGAAAGUUGGGGUCAGUGUGGAAAUUGAGAAAGGAACAGUGUCGUUCUAUGAUGCAGACACAAUGGCAUUGCUCCAUUUAUUUGCAGUAGAAUUUCCGGGUCCAGUGAGACCUUUAUUCAACCCUUGCCUUUGUUUAAAUGAGCAAAAUGCACAAGCUCUCAUCUUGUUAAGCCGACGAGGCCAAAAUGAGGUCUUAUAAAAUAAAAAAUUAUUAGGUCUUAUAGCUAUAACAUCAUGUACUGCAGAUGAAGGUUUUUAUGUCAUAAUGCGCCAACGGUAUAUAACAACUUGCCGAUAUUGACACUGUGUGGGUCUGUUACAAGUUACUUAACAUAUGCAUUUGUUUAUUAGCAUAUUUCUUCUAUAUCCUGAAUUUGUGUUCAUAAAAAAAA